Messenger RNA from Pleuronectes platessa (European plaice), 2412 nucleotides. Its product is annotated as double-stranded RNA-specific editase B2. Gene Ontology annotation, cellular component: cytoplasm; nucleolus. The record is from RefSeq and is a predicted model, not a curated record. The transcript is spliced from 10 exons. Gene Ontology annotation, molecular function: double-stranded RNA adenosine deaminase activity; double-stranded RNA binding; tRNA-specific adenosine deaminase activity. Lineage: Eukaryota; Metazoa; Chordata; Actinopteri; Pleuronectiformes; Pleuronectidae. Gene Ontology annotation, biological process: RNA processing; adenosine to inosine editing. Bases 187 to 2412 code for a protein of 741 amino acids.
UGUCACAGCCACCACAGCCUCCUGCCUCCUAAAGCCGGCAGCGGGGGGGAGCUGCAAGACAGAGAGUGUGCAGAGACAUUUGUUCCACACAGACGGAGGAGAGGAAGCAGCGGAGGACAACAUAACAGAGGAGAGAGGGAAAAGAAGUUCUGAGAGUCGGGGGAGGAAGGGAGCUGCAGAGGAGCCAUGGAGCUGUCGGACCUCCACGUGAAGGGAAAGUCCAAGAGGAAGAGGAAGAGGAGGAGGAGGAGGAGUGAAGGCAAAGAACGAGGCGACAUGUUAUCAACCCUCACCAGUCCAGUGCCACACUGGGAGACUGGAGCUUCAUCAGCUGAGGAUGCAGACAACUCAAGUACGAGCAGUUUGGAGGUGAAGGAGAAUCAGGAGGAUAAACUCCAGGUGGACUGUGACCUACAGAGAAAGUAUCAUCCCUCAGCUUUCUGCAGGACGUUCCCCAGACGCAGAGCGAGGGCCACGAGGAGGAAGCAGCCGCUGGUGGAUGGAAAAGACCGACCGCUCUACCAGAGCCACUCGACCUGUAAACGAGCCUCGUGGGCCGUCACUCAGAAGAACGCUCUGGUGCAGCUGAACGAGCUGCGACCCGGGCUGCUCUACGAGGUCGCCUCAGAGACGGGUCCUCUGCACGCUCCGGUGUUCUCCGUCGGCGUGGAGGUCAACGGCCUCCACUUCGAAGGUCGAGGGCCGACCAAGAAGCAGGCGAAGAUGAGGGCCGCGGAGCUCGCUCUCCGGUCCUUCAUCCAGUUCCCCAACGCCUCCCAGGCUCACACCGUGAUGGAGAACUUCACCGGGUCACCCACGGACUUUACAGCAGAUAAACUGGACAUCCUCGAUGGAUUCCUCCAGGAGUCUGAGCCAUCACUGUUUGGAGAUCUCCUGCAUGGCAACACAGGAAAACAGGAGGUUUUCUCCAGCAUCUACAACCACAAACGACUUGUUCAUCUCACACUGGACUUGGUCUCCUCAGCAAACCCCAAAAGAAGAGUCCUCUGCACCUCUCUGCUAGAGCGCCUCAGCCCGGUGGCGCUGCUCAGCGAGCUGCAACCAGGGCUCAGGUACAUGUGCCUGGUGGAGAGAGCUCACGGCAGAUUGAUGAGGAGCUUCGUCAUGGUUGUUCGGGUGGCGGGGGGGGUGUUUGAAGGGUGUGGUCACAGUAAGAGACGGGCGAAGGAGCAGGCGGCAGCAGCUGCUCUACAGUCCCUGUACAACAUCAGCCUGGGACCAGAGAAGAAGGUCAUGGGUCUCCAGAGCAGCAGAACCAAAAACCAGCUUCCUCAGUUCUUCGCGGAGUCCAUCUUCCACCUGGUGAGAGAGAAACACGCUGAGUUGACGGUGGGCGGUUCCUCCUCCUCGCCCGCUCGCCACAAGGCGCUGGCGGGAAUCGUGAUGACCAGAGGCUUCGACCUCAGAUCAGCCCACGUCGUGUCUCUGGCCACGGGGACAAAGUGUCUGGACAACACGAGCGACCGCGACUCGACGCUCGGCGACUGUCACGCUGAAGUUCUCAGCAGGAGAGCGCUGGUUCGAUUCCUGUACUCUCAGCUGGAGCUGCUGCUCUGUGAUCCGGCAGACGGCGAGGAACGAUCCAUCUUUGUGCCAAGUGAAGGCGGCGGCUUGCGGCUGCAGGACGGCGUCUCGUUCCACAUGUACGUCAGCUCGUCCCCGUGUGGAGACGCUCGACUCAACUGCCCCUACGAGACCAGUGCUGCCUAUCCCGGCCGGAGGUGUCGCUCUCACCUCAGGGCGAAGGUCAACGGGGGGGAGGGCACGCUGCCUGUCACGGCACGAGGAGCCAAUCAGAAACGGGACGCUCGGUCGCCGGGGGAACGUCUGGUCUCCAUGUCCUGCACCGACAAAAUGGCAAAGUGGAGCGUGGUCGGCCUCCAGGGGGCGCUGCUGUCCCACCUGGUGGAGCCGGUCUACCUGCACAGCCUGACCGUGGGGACGCUGAGCCACACGGGUCACCUGGGCCGAGCCCUGAGCCGGCGCCUCGAGGCCGUCAAGCACCUCCCCUUCCCCUACCGCCGCCGGCAGCCGCUGCUCAGCUGUAGGUCCACGAGCGAGGUGCGGCCGGGGGGGAAGGCCCCGAGCGUCAUCCUGACCUGGAGCCGAGGAGCCGGAGGCCCGGAGGAGAUCAGCACCUCCUCGGGGAGGAGGCGGGACUCCGGGACGCCAUCGCAGCUCAGCAGGAGCUCGCUGUUUGACCGCUGGCGGGGGCUGCAGCGUCAGAUAUCGGGCACAGGAGCGACCACCGGGACGUACAGCGGCUCCAAGCUGAGUGCCGGACGCUACCAGGGGGCGCUGCAGCAGUUCACCAGCGCUCUGCAGGGCGCCGGCCUCGGGACGUGGCUCCGGAAGUCUCCACAGCCGGGCCGGUUGUCCGUCAGCAUGUGA